Messenger RNA from Linum tenue, 1549 nucleotides. The record is from the annotation of a GenBank genome assembly. Lineage: Eukaryota; Viridiplantae; Streptophyta; Magnoliopsida; Malpighiales; Linaceae.
UGUUUCUCCAAUGCACAUUGCCCUGUUUCUCUAAUUCUGUCUCAUCAUCAUAAGUCUUUUCUUCAUUCCAAACGAAUUACUUCCAUAUUUUGUGUCUUCUUCAUCAAACACAUGGGAAGGCAGCCUUGUUGUGACAAGCUAGGGGUGAAGAAAGGGCCAUGGACCGCCGAGGAAGACAAGAAGCUCAUCAACUUCAUCCUCACCAAUGGCCAGUGCUGCUGGAGAGCCGUCCCUAAGCUCGCCGGCCUCCGCCGCUGCGGCAAGAGCUGCCGCCUCCGGUGGACCAAUUACCUCCGGCCUGACCUCAAGCGUGGCCUCCUCACUGAUUCUGAAGAGCAGCUGGUGAUCGACCUCCAUGCCCGCCUUGGCAACCGGUGGUCAAAAAUCGCUGCUAGACUACCAGGAAGAACGGACAACGAGAUAAAAAAUCAUUGGAACACCCACAUCAAGAAGAAGCUUCUGAAAAUGGGGAUCGAUCCCGUCACUCAUGAGCCUCUCAACAAGGAUGAAUCCGUCGAAGAAUACAACAAGAACGACAACGAGAUUAUUCCUGACAAUGUUCAGGAAAUUGUAACGGGUUCAUCUCAAUCACAACAGACUCUGCUUGUCGAUGCUUAUCAGAAGAGUGACACUAAUGAUUCCUCCCCGAAAACCGACAACUCUUCCUCUAACAACGACUCAUCUUCAUCAUCAUCUUCGUCGUUGUCAUCUUCAUCGUCCUCGUCAAUCCUGUUGGACAACAUUUACAAUGAUGAUGGUUUGCUGAUGAGCAGCUUGUGGUUGGAUGAGCCUCUCCUUGUUGAUCCUUUCACUAAUCACCACCCUCCAACCCUUGUUACCACAAAUGAAACUGCUAAUCCUGAGAUUACUACUACUACUACUACUACCUAUCCAUCCUGGGAAGAUAGCUGCUCAUGGCUGCUGGACUGUCAGGACUUCGGGAUUCAGGAUUUCGGGUUCGAUUCCAUCAACGAUGAUGACAUCGAUCUGAGCAUCCUCAGCGCGUUGCAGAUGGAAGAAAAUGCCUUGAAAGAGUUGUUACAGUAGCAGCAUGAACAUGUUCAUAUGAAAACCAUCAGAAGGUGUAAUGUCAUGUGUCAUAACUAGCAGAUGAAGAGGAAGGAAGCAUUUGAAGGUAAAUUAGGGAUUGAGCUUGCAACUUUUGUUGUGUCCAUAUGGAUCAAUGGUUCUUGUUUUUCCUCCCCUUUUUUGAAAGACUAAUUGGUUGGAGGACUGGAAAGUUUAACCUGAGAGGUUUACUGUCAACCAACCAACCAGGAAGUCAUAGCCACAAACAGAAGAAAAAGAAAAGAAGUUACAGUUUCCAGUUAAAAUACACCAAACCCAAAACCUAGUGUAAUUUUACACUACUUGCUGUUAUUUAUUUUGUCCUGUUUUCUGUUUCCCCUUUUGGUGUAACGUUAUGUAAGAGAUAGGGACACAUCGCUGAGCAUUUUUUUGUCAAAAUGCUGGUGGUUUGUUCUCCCCUCCUCCUAUCGUUUGUAAAUACAAUAUUUAUGGUGUGAAAUAAAGUGAAUCAAUUACUACA